Messenger RNA from Nanorana parkeri, 960 nucleotides. Its product is annotated as olfactory receptor 6B1-like. The coding region runs from base 1 to 960 and encodes 319 amino acids. Gene Ontology annotation, molecular function: G protein-coupled receptor activity; olfactory receptor activity. NCBI's taxonomy places the organism in Eukaryota, Metazoa, Chordata, Amphibia, Anura, Dicroglossidae. The transcript has a single exon. Gene Ontology annotation, biological process: G protein-coupled receptor signaling pathway. Gene Ontology annotation, cellular component: membrane. The record is from RefSeq and is a predicted model, not a curated record.
AUGAUUUCCUGCAACCAGACAAGAAUCACUGAGUUCAUUCUAGUGGGCAUUCAAGGUUCUGUCGGUCUGAAUUAUUCACUUUUUGUUUUGUUUUCUGUGAUCUACAUUUUCACAAUAGCUGGGAACGCCUUCAUAAUUGUGCUGAUUUGGGGCUGUGAAAAGCUCCACACUCCGAUGUAUUUCUUUUUGUGUCAUUUAUCCCUUUCUGACAUCUUAUUGUCUACACAUGUGGUUCCAUACUUGUUGUGUACCUUAUUAAGUACAGGCAAAACAAUGCUGGUCAGUGCUUGUGUCACACAGUACUAUUUCGGUUGCUCCUCAACAAUUUCUGAAUGUUUCCUCUUGACGGUGAUGUCUUACGACCGAUACUUGGCCAUCUGCGUUCCAUUACACUAUAUCACAAUAAUGUAUAUUAAGGUUUGUUUCCAUCUUGUUGCUUGGUCUUGGUCACUUGGCUUUCUUCUCAGCCUGAUCUCUAUAAUUCCAGUGUCUCUCAUGGAGUUCUGUGGUUGCAACAUCAUUGACCACAUCUACUGUGACCUUGCUCCUCUCCUUGAUGUCUCUUGUGUGGACACCUACGUCUUGGAAUUAGAAACUAUUGUAUUUUCCAUACCCAUUGUGCUUCUUCCCUUUAUGUUUGUGAUGGUGACUUAUGUCAGAAUCUUCUUCACAAUUUUGAAAAUUUCCACCAAUUCUGGAAGAAGAAAAGCCUUCUCCACUUGUAUUUCCCACAUCAUAGUAGUUACAAUAUACUAUGGAACAUUAAUUGCGAAAUACACGGCACCACCUUCGGGAAGUUCACUAAAUGUCAACAAAAUUAUCUCCCUCUUAUAUACCGUGUUCACACCGCUACUGAAUCCUGCUGUAUAUAGUCUACGGAACCAGGAGAUAAGAGAAGCUGUGCAUAAAUGGGUACAUGUGAAAUGGAUACACGCAUUAGAGUUAGAGGAAAUGGGAUGA